AUGCCAGCUUCAUCGAAAGAGUGUCUUGUGAAGCAUCAGCCGAGAAUCAUACCCCUAGACCAACAGGCCGUUGAACAGAGAGGGUUCGGUGGAGCUAAUGAUGAUGUAGGCAGGCUGUAUGCGCUGACCGAGACGCGUCUGUUCGUAGUACCCGAGAGAGGCCCGUGGGAUGCUGAGCUCCGUGUCUUACGUCAGCGCAUCCAGCAGGAAGGCGUGCGCGCACUUCCUCCACAGGUGGCGCCCUUGGUCUCUCCUGGGGGCGUGGAGGAGUUUAGGAGCCUCUUCGAUGAAAAGCGGAAAUGCGCUAACACGUCCCUCCUCCAGGUGGCCUCUCUAGAAUUAAUUUCAGAUGAAAAAUAUAUCAAUCCUGAAAGUAAGACUGGAAUGUGGCAGAGCGGCGCGCCCUUCGCGUGGAGCUACGUGUCGACGCCAGGCUCGGAGCCGCUGCUGGGCCUCUCCAUCGGGGGGGCGGUGGACCGGGCCGAACGGCGCUUCGGGGACAGGGAGGCCGUCGUGUCGGUCCACCAGGGCGUGAGGAAGACCUUCUCGCAGGUCAAGGAGGAGAGCGACCUCGUGGCCGCAGGACUCCUGGCGGCAGGACUCGAGCCUGGGGACCGCCUGGGGAUCUGGGGACCCAACAGCUACGAGUGGUUCCUCACGCAGUUCGCCGCCGCCAAGGCUGGACUCAUUCUGGUGAACAUCAACCCCGCCUACCGUCCCAGCGAACUCGAAUAUUGCCUCAACAAAGUCGGCGUCAAAGGCAUUGUUUGCGACGAGAAGUUCAAAACGUCAGAUUACUACGAGAUGCUGUGCGCCUUGGCCCCCGAACUACCAUCCUCUGUACCGGGUGACCUAAACAGUGCCACACUCCUGCACCUUAAGAAAGUGUUCAUCCGAUCUCAAGAGAAAAUGAGGGUAGAUGAACUGUCCUCUAAGAUACAGUUCGAUUCAGCCUGCAGCAUUCAGUAUACGUCCGGAACGACUGGUUUGCCGAAAGCAGCUGUCUUGUCCCACCACCAGAUCGUGAACAACGCUUACCACUCCAUCGGGAAGCGCAUCGGUUAUGGCGAAAAGCCUCACCGUAUAUGUCUCUCCGUGCCUCUGUACCAUUGUUUUGGAUGCGUUGCGGGUACUAUCUGUGGCAUGCUCUAUGGGGCGACCUGUGUCAUGCCCAGUGCCGGCUUUGACCCUGAUGUCAUCGUCAGGACUCUCGAAAGUGAAAAAAUCACCUCCUGCUACGGAACGCCCACGAUGUUUGUCGACAUUCUGAACGCUUUCCGCAAGAACCCGACGGAUCUGAGCGCCAUCUCGACGGGAAUCAUGGGAGGAGCACCUUGUCCGCGAGACCUAGUGAUGGCUGUCAUGAACGAACUCAGAAUGAAGGACCUUAUAGUGAUGUACGGAAUGACUGAGACGAGUCCCGUGACCUUCCAGUGCUUUCCUUCAGAUCCUCCUGAAGUCCGGUCCUCCACCAUCGGCUACCCGGCAGAUCACAUUGAGGUGAAAGUGGUCGACGAGUCCGGGGAGAUCGUGCGCGCGGGAGAUGCGGGCGAACUGCUCAUCAGAGGCUACUGCAACUUCCUCGGUUACUGGGACGACCCUGGGAAAACGAGCGAGAUUAUGACGCAGGAUAGAUGGCUGAGGACAGGCGACCUCCUCUCGAUCCAGCCAGACAGUUAUGGUCACUUCAUCGGCCGCAUCAAAGACAUGGUCAUCCGCGGCGGAGAGAACAUCUAUCCAGUGGAAAUUGAUCUUUAGGGUCACCCGGAUGUGAUUGAGGCGCAGGUGUUCGGAGUGCCCGACGCCAGGAUGGGAGAGGAGGUGGCGACUUGGAUAAGAAAGGCCGAGGGAUCCAGCCUUUCGGACACGGAGCUCAGGGAAUGGUGCAAAGGAAAGAUCGCUCAUUAUAAAGUACCACGAUACGUGCUGUUCAAGGACGAGUUCCCACGGACGGUCACGGGCAAGAUACAGAAGUUCAAGAUGCGGGAACAGACCAUCGAGGAGCUGAACUUGAAGGCGUGA
Penaeus indicus is the source of this 2022-nucleotide messenger RNA. RefSeq names its product medium-chain acyl-CoA ligase ACSF2, mitochondrial-like. Gene Ontology annotation, biological process: fatty acid metabolic process. Gene Ontology annotation, molecular function: medium-chain fatty acid-CoA ligase activity. The record is from RefSeq and is a predicted model, not a curated record. NCBI's taxonomy places the organism in Eukaryota, Metazoa, Arthropoda, Malacostraca, Decapoda, Penaeidae.